Globicephala melas (long-finned pilot whale) is the source of this 3973-nucleotide messenger RNA. It is a transcript of the gene NSUN7, whose product is annotated as NOP2/Sun RNA methyltransferase family member 7. Lineage: Eukaryota; Metazoa; Chordata; Mammalia; Artiodactyla; Delphinidae. Gene Ontology annotation, molecular function: methyltransferase activity. The record is from RefSeq and is a predicted model, not a curated record.
UUCAACGCCACGAAGGGCUGACACAAGCGUCCCGGGACGAGGGAGGAAGAGCAACUCGCUGAGGAAAAGUAGGCUCUGGCCAAAUCCCGCGGGAACUGCCCUUCCCUCCGGCGGCGUUCCCUCCCCCACCUUGGUUGCCAAGGAGACCCGAGUCCUGGGCCGGCGGACUGCUACAGGCGGGGGAGGCCUACCUUUCCGCGGCCUGAGUCGACUGCUUCACCAGCCUCGCCGUCCGCCGUGCUCCGCAGCCGCGUCCGUCAAGCGCGACAGCGCACGGGCGGGCGAAGGCCUGAGAGACGAUGCUUAAGGUACAAGGAAAACCAUUUCCUGGGACAUCUGAAUUGUAAUUCAAGCUUGAGUUACUACAGUGAAGGGGCAAACAUGCUUGACCCCGCCAGUAAAGUGGAGUUUUCGGAAGAAGAAACUACCGAGGAGAUCUCCCAACUCUCUUAUCUCCAACUCUCUUCCCUGGCACUGUCAGGGGACACAGCAUACAGCGAAAAAACCUCAACUGGUUUGCCCGAAAAAACUGGCUAUCCGGACUCCGUUUACAUUAUGGCAGCGAACAUUUUUCAGGGCAUUCGAUUCGAAAACUCACCAGAGAAGGUCUUAAUAAAGUAUGGGAAUGAGCCCCUGCCGUCCUCCACCGAGUCUGAGGAUGAAUCCUUUCAGCGUUUGGCCUAUGAGCUGGCUUUCAGUGCCCUGAAGUUUCAAGAUAUUUUGGAAACUAUGUUAAUAGACAGCUAUAUCUUCCCAAGCACCAUAAUACCAGAUCAUUUGAACAGUCUUAUCAUUGUGAUGCUGUAUGAUUUCCAAGAUAGAAAAUUUCAAGCUCGUCUCAUUUCUGAUAAUGAAGAGUCUGUAGCGGAAGUUCUAGAAGUAGAGAACCUUCUUAACAGUUUUAAGACAAAAUUGGCUGCGGCAUUGGCAAGAUGUCGAAUCAAACAUGAUGCCCUUUCAAUUUACCACAUUCUUCCAGAAAGAGUUAGGAACCAGGAACUAAGGGCCUCAACUUUGCCACUUUAUGCUUGGAUAAAUACGUGUAAAAUCAGCCCUGAAGAAGUUUAUCAUAGUUUGAAGAAAAAAGGCUAUAAUAAAGUCAAAUCUGUGUUGCAUGUUCAUAAUAAAGUCUUUGCUGUGGAUCAACAUUGCUAUGAUGUCUUAAUUUUUCCAUCUCAUCUUAAAAGUGAUCUUCUAAAUAUAGAUCUUUUCAAAGAUUAUAAACUUGUAUUUCAGGACAAAUCUCGAAGUCUCGCUGUCCAUUCUGUGAAGGCUUUAUUAAAUAUGGAUGAUGAUAUCUUAAUGGUCAAUACAGGUUCGUGGUACACAGUUGCCCAUAUGUCAGUCUUAACAAAUAAUAAUGCCUCAAAAAUAUUUGUGUGUGGAGUACAAUCACAAGCUAAGGAUCCUGACCUGAAGAACCUUUUCACAAAAAUGGGAUGUAAAAAUAUUGAAAUACUUCACGAGACAUUUAUUAACCUUGAAUCAAAGGAUCAUAGGUUACAGAAAGUUAAAGUGAUUCUGCUGCUACCUCGUUGUUCAGGACUGGGUGUUAGCAAUCCAGUAGAAUUUAUUUUAAAUGAGCAUGAAGAUACAGGUUUACUUAAAGAUUUCUCUCAAGGAGGCCCAUCAGAAGAUAAACUUCAUGUUCUUGCUCAACAGCAAUAUGAACAGCUAACACAUGCAAUGAAAUUUACUAGAGCUCAAGCAGUUGUUUACUGCACAUAUUCAGUUUAUCCAGAAGAAAAUGAAGCUGUUGUUAAGAAAGCACUGGAAUUUCAAGACCACGGGACUAAAGUACAAUCUUAUAGGCUUAGUCCUCCUGUCCUUCCACUCUGCUCCUUAAAGGAAAUACAUUUGUCCACCGACAAAUUUUUCAGAAUGGAACCAUCUGAAAUUACCAAUGGUUGUUUUCUUUCGGUUCUAACAAGGGAGCGGGACCCAUCUGAGACAGUGUCUGUGAAAGAUGUUUUGGCCCGUGCUGCAGCAAAGGGUCUACUGGAUGGGAUCGAGUUGGGUAAACCUUCAAAAUGUGAGAAGAAGAAGAAAAAGUCAAAAAUGUCAUUGCCAAAAUCUUCCACUUCUGAUAGUAGGGGCAUCCAGAUGAAAAUUGCUGAGUUCCUGAGUCAAGAAACUAACGCAAGUGCUCAUCUGUCAGGGACGUUAACAACAAAAACAUCUCUUCCACAGAAGAAUACAAAUCAAGUGGGUUCUUCCUCACAGGUCAGAAAAUCCAACAAGCCCACCACCAAUCCUUUAGUGCCUACAUUUAUGAAGAACACACCUCCCUCCAGACCAUAUGAACGGACGACAAACUUUGUAAGACCUCGCCCAGAAGACAGAAUGAUUGCACUGAAACCCAUAGAGAUUGUUUUGCCUCCAGUAAUGAUGCCAUUUUCUAGUCCCCAAGGGAUCGGAUCUCAGAUACCAACUCAACAUUUUUACUGUCGUUGCGCUGGGCCCAAGACUGUCCUGCCUGGCUGUCUUCCCACACCAUCAAUACCAAGUAGAGGGAAAAAACAAGAAAACUUACCUUCCUCUCUACCCAGGCAUCCUCGACCAUGGCUUUGACUGUCUUGUGUUUUUUACAGGGGUCAAGAGUAGUAGGGUUUUUUCCCAAAGUCUGAUAUUUCUCUGAAGGUUAGACAUCCCUACACAAAAUACUCAUCCUUUUGGUCACUUAGUAUCUUCUAAAUGUGAUUAUUACCUUCAAGUGAAUUAAGACAAGUGAGAAUAAUGUAGGUGAGUUAAGCAAAGCAGAAUUCAGAGAGUUGAGUAGCUGGGUGCUGAUCUGUUUUAGAACGUUCAGUUGUAGACUCAGUAUCGGCUGUUAGAACUUGUCUCACUCUUGUUAACUUUCUGUCUGGACUUAGGACACUGGUUUUAAAGCUGCAACAAUUUUUCCUGAAGGGAAACACUGUGUGCCUUAGAACAGACUUCUUUUCAAAGUUAAAUUGUGAGGCAGUUUAUUUAGAAAGCAUAGGUUUGGAAAAGAUGCUCUUGCACGGACUAUAGAUUGCUUUUCAGUAUCGAGUCAGCUGUAGUUUAAAAUUUUCAAUCACUAUAGAGGUUGAUUUUUUUUUCCUUAAACAUUAAAAUAGGAGAUGUUAGGAGCUUUUGUAAUGUGAUUGAAGUUGAGUAUGAAUAGGAAGAACAGGAAGGUCCAAAGUUCUAGGUGUGAGUAGUUCAGCUGUCCAUUCACAGAGUGAAAACUGUUUCUCACUGGAAGAACCUCUAGGAUCCUGAGCAGACUGAACAUAAGCUUUCCCUUUUAACUAUUUAUGCCAAAUACUGUUGUAAAAAAAGUGACUGUAAGCAAAUUUCCAUCUAAAUAGUAAUUCUGAGGAAGAGGCCAAACUGCUGAAUACAAGUGACACCCCGAUUGUUGAAGAAAUCUAUACAAGUUUAUGAUUCAAAGAUCAGGUGAGAUGGUCAUUUCAAGUGGCACACAGUAAUCAAACUUUGGUAAGUCAUUUCUGAUGCUCAAUUAAAAUAUAUUGUAGCACUAUUUUAAUUAUAUUGAAAGUCAGUUCAUCUUGACUGUAUUAUCAAUUGCCUUCCAAGAACUGGUUAUGAUUAUCAUUUCUGGGUCUACUGAUUUUUUUUCAUCAUGGCAACAGAAAGUGACAUUAAAUCAAAUAUGUUACAACUGUAAAUCCUACUGUUUAAAAACAUGUUCAUAGACACAAAGAGUUUGAAUUUAAAGUUGUGUUUUCAGAAUCCAGUUGUGUUGAAUAGUGUUAAAUAAAUUCCUAAAUUUCAAUUCAGGUGGCAUGAUUUUAGUAGACUAUUAUCCUCUUCAAGAUGAAUAUUUAGGUCUAUUUCAGCUCUAAUAUUGUAUAAUUUUCUCACUUGAAGUGAGGGUAGAAAAGGGUGAAUUUCAUUGUAGCAGUAAUAAAUUUUUUUAACUGAAGAUUUACACUUACUAGUAAAAUGUCAGUGAAGAAAUGAAACAUGACUUUUUAUACUUGAA